UCGAAGGCCCUGCUGCCCUGUGCACUAAAAGGGUCGAGGGGUUUACCGCAUGUGGGCUGGGGGAACUGGACACUGCGCCGCUCAGAAAUUUCCUUUGUGAGAUCGAGAGCCUGGUACCGACCCACCACCCCCAACACCCGCAGCGAAUCGCCUCUCUCUCCCCUGGGUCCAGUCUGCAAGGCUGGCCAGCCAGACCAGAUCAGCCCAGCCCAGCUCAACCCGACCGACCGACCUCGGCAGUGCGUUGAAGCCUUCAUGGGUCCGCGUGAACGACUACGACCGCACUGGGUGCCAACGCAGUAGUCGCCUGACCAGCAGAUGUAUGAGUGAUUGAGAGAGUGUCUGAGUGAGUGAGUGCGUGAGUGCGGGCGGGUGGGCGGGCGAGUGUCGAUUAUUUUGCUAGUCCUACCCGACCCAUCGACGGCCUCAUCGAUCUUAUCAGAAAAUUUUCCAGCACCGAAAAAACCAGAUCCUUCCGCUGAGAGGAGGACGAGCGUCAGGAGUCGUAGGUUCCCGUGUAUCGAUCGAGGUAGAAGCGUCCCGUGCACUCGGAAUGAGAAUGUUCGAGCCGACCAGAUGUGAUGUGACGAGUCGAUUGUAGCCUGAAGAACCGGGAUACGUGCUUGUUCCCCACUUGUCAGAUUUGGCAGACGCACUCGGACCAGGUUCCCACCGGGCGUGCUGAAUGGUCGUGAAUUUUCAUCACCCGGCUGGAUGCCCGGUGCCUGCUGAUAGAACACCAGCUGACUGAGCGAGCUCACAUCUCGCCACGAGCAGGAAUUCCCCCUUGCGAAGAGCCGACGGGUUCCAUCUAUAAUCGCCAGCCGUGUCCUGGAGUGAUUUGGACCUCGCAGCAGUGGUACAAGAGGCACGACAGAAGGUGGCGGCGUUCGUCUCUUCAGCUUAUUCUUCUCAACAAGCAUCAACGAGGGCAAGGAUAUCAAUAGUCAGUCAUAGCAUUAUAUCGAUAGCGAUCUGUGGAAUGCGAGCAUGUCCGCAUGGACAGGCGCUCCGUGACUUACAUGGAGCGAUGGGCCUCCGUUGCAUACUCUGACCGGUACAUUGGAGGAUAGACACAGGCAGGUACACGGGGCUUUGUCAUCCUUCCAAUCGAGGGUUGAAAUUAAUGGCUGCUGCAGCUGCUGCCAUGGGAUGUGGUCAGCUCUGUCGUCGUUGCAGAUGUGCAGGCCUCGGGAGUCGGCUGUCGGUGUUCGUUGCUGCGGUCGCAGUAUUAUUCUUGGUGACGGUGGGCGGGGUGCAGGGAUUGUCGGGCGAUGGAGCGGCUCUGCUGGACUUCAAGAGAGGCGUGGUCGAUUCGUCGGGUGCUCUCGCAGAUUGGAAUGCUUCGGACUCGAACCCCUGCAGCUGGUCCGGAGUGUCUUGCAACAGGGAUAGGAGGGUCAUGGCGCUCAACCUCACCAAUUUUCAAAAUAAUCUCGCGGGAUCUAUUUCUGCCAGUUUGGGAAAUUUGACAAAACUGGAAAUUUUGAACCUGUCGAACAAUAUGUUCAAGGGACCCAUUCCUACAACGCUUUCCAAGUGCGUGGGCUUGAGGAUCAUUGAUUUUGGCAGCAACCAAUUGAGCGGUAUCAUACCACCGGAGCUUGGGCUUCUUAAAAAUCUCGAACAAUUGACUCUAGCAUCCAACAAACUGAGAGGCCCUGUGCCGGAGGAGCUGGGUCAACUCGUCUCUCUGUCUCUGAUCGACCUUAGCGCUAACGACCUCAAUGGAAACAUUCCAUCGACGCUGGCCAACUGCCCCGCCCUGGACUACGUCGAUCUUUCACUGAACUCGUUCAGUGGUAGCAUUCCCGAGGAGUUUGGCCGAUUGCAGCUGCUGAGGGUGCUGCAGGUAUCUUAUGGCGGCCUGAGUGGUACCAUUUCGCCUCUUUUGGGAAAUUGCUCCAGUCUGCAAAUUUUGCUUUUAGAUAGCAAUUCUUUGAGAGGUGUUAUACCGGCCACCUUUGGCAAUCUGACACUUCUCCGAUCACUGUCACUGCGGAGUAACAAGUUGCUUUCAGGUAUUCCUCGGGAGCUGGGGAAGUGCUCCGAGCUCGUGAGCUUAGAUCUAUCCAACAAUGAAUUCAUUGGCCCGAUACCUAAGGAGUUGGGAAACCUGAAGAAGCUGAGAUUAUUGCUGUUGUCGGACAAUUUGAUGUGGGGUUCGGUUCCCAGCAGUUUAGUCAAUUGCACCAGUUUAGUAGAAUUCGAUUUUUCGCACAAUAACUUGACGGGUCCAUUGCCCGACUCGUUGGCAGACAUGCCGUCAAUUCAAAACAUAAGACUGGCUAAUAACUUGCUGGUUGGUCCAAUUCCACGAAAACUCGGGCAGCUGAAAAACCUCACGAGCUUGGACCUGUCGGCCAACAAGCUCAACAACACCAUUCCCGUAGGGCUUUGCAGCUCGGGCGAGCUCCGCGCUCUGACGCUGUCUCAAAAUCUACUCACAGGUGAGAUCCCAGAAGACUUGGCAAUUUGCUCCUCCCUCGAGAGCCUCAGGCUGUCUUCGAAUCGGCUAUCGGGCUUCAUUCCAAUUGGAUUCGGACAGCUGAAGAACUUCCAGUCUCUGGACUUGAGCUCCAACAACAUCUCGGGAAUCAUCCCCAUCGAGCUCGGCACCAGCACAAGCCUCUUAGAAGUGGACGUGAGUCACAACAAGCUGCAAGGAUCCAUUCCAGCUGGAUUCGGCCAGUUCCCGCCUCUCUUGAUGCUGGACUUGUCAGUGAACAAACUGACUGGCGCUAUUCCGCCCGGCAUCGUCAACUCUUCUACCAUAAUCAGACUAGAUUUGAGCAGGAACUCCUUCAGCGGCCCUGUUCUAGCGCCGCCUGUCACAGUCACCACCGUGCCCAUGGAGUCCUUGAACCUGCACCACAAUCAGUUGUCCGGGAACAUUCCAGUCGAGCUGGGCCAAUUUCAGGACUUGACCGAGCUCCAAUUGGGUGACAAUAAUCUGGAUGGACCGAUUCCCAUCCAACUAGGAAAAUUGCUGUUCCUCAGAAGCAAGCUCUCUCUCAGAAGAAACAAUCUGACCGGGUCGAUUCCUGCGCAGCUCGGCAAUCUGAUGCUCCUCGAGGCCCUGGACCUAUCGGAGAACAAACUGUCUGGAUUUAUUCCGUCCUCGUUCAACAACAUGCUGUCUCUGAACAGGGUGAAUGUGUCUUACAACAACCUGACGGGCGUGCUGCCUGCGAGAUGGAUGACGAUCCUAGAGACCUUUCCGUCGUCUUUCAUUGGCAAUCCGGAUUUGUGCCUCAGUGCAGAUGUGGACUGUGUGGACCCCGACGUGACCCGAGCUAAUGAUCGAGGCUCGAGCCUAAGUUCUGCAGCUGUCGCCAGUAUCGUCGUCACCUGCGUGCUGGCGGCGGUCGUCUUCGGAGUGCUGGUGGUCAUCGCCCGGGGUUACUAUCGUCGAGAGAAGAUCAAAUCCGACAAGAAUUUGGAGGAUAAGAACGAGUUUAAGGUGUUUACGAGUGACACCUUCUCGCUCAGCGAUGUGAUGAAAUCGACCCAGAAUUUGGACGACUCGUUUGCUAUCAGCAGCACGAGAAAUAGCACGGUGUACAAGGCCGAGCUGCCGUCGGGGAAGGUGUUGGCUGUGAAGAAGUUGACAUUCAAGAGGGACGAUUUGGCCGAGAAGGUUCUGAGCACGGAGACGGAGACGGUGGGCAAGAUCAAGCAUCACAAUUUGGUUCAGUUGGUGGGAUUCUGCAGAUGGCAAGGGCUGCGGCUUCUGAUGUACGAUCACCUUCCCAUUGGGACUCUGAGCGAUGUACUGGACAAGCACCGGGACGAAGCGCCCGAAUUUUUCUUCGAUUGGAAGGCCAGGUUUAGAGUGUCCAUCGGGAUGGCGCGAGGUCUCGCGUAUCUGCACCACGAUUGCUCUCCGAAAAUCAUCCAUCGCGAUAUCAGAUCGACCAAUGUCCUUCUAGAUGCCAACUUUGAGCCUCAGAUUUCGGAUUUUGGACUGUCCAAGCUCAUCGAUCAAACCCGAACCGCCGCAAGCGCUACAUCCAAGGUCGCCGGGACUUACGGGUACAUAGCACCAGAGUUCGCCUACACCAUGAACGUGACAGAGAAGAUCGACGUAUACAGCUAUGGAGUGAUUCUGCUCGAGCUUUUGACAGGCAGGCGGGCCUCGGAUCCAACUUUUCCUAAGGACGUAAACAUUGUGUCGUGGAUGAGAUCAUUCAUCAGUAGCUCUCCGAAUCCAGAACCAAUUCUAGCGGCUGAUGUGUACGAAAGCUGCGACGCCCGCAGCAAGAACCAAAUGCUGCUGGUGCUCAAGGUGGCGUCUUACUGCACGAACCACCAGGACACGAACAGACCGACCAUGAGAGAUGUGGUGCAGAUGCUGGAACAAUUCGACAGGUCCAGCAGCAGCGUGUCCGGGGUAGGAAGCUCGAGGGUGGGAUCCUUCAUGCAGUCGGGAGUGCUCGCAGGGUUCUCGGACUCGGAUACCGAAACUCUGUUUGUUGACAUGGACCAGAACACGACCGACGAGGAUUACGCCACAGCUGAUGAUAGGAGCAUGGGGUCGCUGCACUCACGAUCAGGGUCAAUGUUCUGAAGAUAAGAUUUCUUUUGCACCACACGAGGCAUGUCACUGCAAUCUGUCAACUCAACUCACAGGAUAAAACAGGGGAGCUGACAACGCGGCUUCCGACUGUGACCUUCACUCGGUCAAGGAGUCGGACGGGCGAUUUCUGAGGGGAUCAUCUUCUUAACAACUAUGAUGAGUCUGUAAACAACAUUUUUGGUGGUCAACGUCUCCAUGCCCACAACAUCUCGGUGUUAGAGGGGUAUCGAGGGGGUGCUACGCCGUCAUGGUUGAUGAGGCUGUACACUAGAUUAGAAUCUAGUUAGUAACGUAGGGUGUAAAAGUGUUGAAACAUUUCAAAAAUGAUAGAUUGUAGCUUUGUGUGUAGUACGGUUGAUGAUUCUUUUGUACAGUUGAACUUUGGUCUAUUCAUUACAUGAUAUUCAAUUUAAAAGUUUUUUUGGUAGAGUACUUGAAGUUGAGAGAGUUAGAGAAUGGUUCCUACGUGGGUAUCAUGUGCGUAGAACGUAGAAGAGAUAAAGAUAGUUCGACUUGACGUCGAUAGAGGUGAGAAUAAGGUUCUGGGAAAAGCUCAGUAUAGAGUAUAAAGUAACCGUCCGCCUUAUGGACCAUUUCAUCUUCAAGAACAAGAAAUGAGAAUUCGAUGCCUCAGUAGACUGAUGCUUUGGAAACUAGACUACGGUCUCCGAUCGCUUUAACUACUUGAUUUAGGUACCUUGUAUCAAGCAUAUAAUCUCCUGAAAGAUGUACGUUAUAAUCUCUGUAAUCAUACGAACACGGAUUUAAAUAUCAGCACGCCCACUGG
Marchantia polymorpha subsp. ruderalis is the source of this 5366-nucleotide messenger RNA. NCBI's taxonomy places the organism in Eukaryota, Viridiplantae, Streptophyta, Marchantiopsida, Marchantiales, Marchantiaceae. The record is from the annotation of a GenBank genome assembly.